AUGUCUCCAGACGUGACCAACAUCGCGAAGCUCUCCGAUGGCGGGUCAUCCGAGCAUCAAGUCCAACAUAGGGUUGACCUUUUCAACAAAUGGAAUAUUCUUCCAGGCUCCAAGGUCCUCGAAAUUGGCUGUGGACAAGGGGAUUUUACCUUGGUGGCAGCCUACAUGGUGGGAGAUCAGGGGCACGUCACAGCGAUUGACCCAGCACCGUUAGACUACGGCGCACCAAUGACUCUGGGAGAAGCACAGGAGAAACUAAAGCAGACUUCCAUCGGCGACCGAAUGACUUUCUACGAGUCAAACCUUCAACAAUUUCUCGAUUCCAGCGCUUCAGAGCAAGUCUACGACUAUGCCAUGUUUGUGCAUUCAGUUUGGUACCUGCCAUCCGCCGACGUGUUGCAGCAAAUGCUCGCAGCUCUCCGCGGAAGAGCAAAGCACCUUCUCAUUGCGGAGUACUCCCUUGAUAUCCGCGGCAAUAUUGCUGCUCUACCGCAUCUGCUAGCGGCGAUCUCGCAAGCCGAGUUCAACUCUAGAGGAAAUACAUUGAACCUGGAUGAUAAUAUUCAGUCCAUUAUAUCCCAGCAAAUGAUUUGUGCGCUAGCGCAAAAGGAAGGCUGGGUGUUGCAGAAAGAAGACAUUGUUGAGUCCCCUGAAGGACAAGAGGAUGCGAGAUGGGAGGUUCAUCGAGUUUUAUCGGAAGGAUACAGUCUCAGAUCAGAGUCAUCUGGUGAUUCUGGUCGCCAAGACUUUGCGAAGGCAUUAAUCGAUGCUGUUUCGCAAAGCACGCGGGUAAUUGGGCCGAAUCCAAAACUCAGGACAUUGUCAACGUGGCUGGGCUCUUGGGUGUGA
Molecule: messenger RNA, 849 nt
Organism: Penicillium concentricum
Lineage: Eukaryota; Fungi; Ascomycota; Eurotiomycetes; Eurotiales; Aspergillaceae
Product: class I SAM-dependent methyltransferase
Exons: 2
Coding region: 1-849 (282 amino acids)
Source: RefSeq, a predicted model, not a curated record